AUGCGGGGCAUUCUGAUGGACUGGCUGGUGGAGGUGGCGGAGGAGUACCGCCUCGUGCCCGACACGCUCUUCCUCACCGCCGCCUACAUUGACCGCUUCCUCUCCCACGCCCAAGUCACCAAAAACCACCUGCAGCUCCUCGGCAUCGCCGCCAUGCUCAUCGCCUCCAAGUACGAGGAGAUAUACGCGCCGCAGGUGGACGAGUUCUGCUACAUCACGGACAACACGUACCGUCGCCACGAGAAACCUCUGAAUCGCUACUUCUACAUUCCCUUCUCUUCCUUUCACUCAAGGGAAUGCAAGAAGGGAUUUAUCUCCAGUGAGCUCAAACGUCACUGCAUUCGCAACUCCUCGUUCAACACCUUCUGGGAGCGGAAGGUACUCUUCUUCAACAGGCUGAAGGCAAGAGGAUACCCGGACUACUUCCUCCGGCCAAUCUUCAAUCAAGUCAAAUUCCAAGAUCGACACAACCUGCUCCGUUCCUGCCGAGACAAACUGAAAAGGGAGGCCCCCCAAUCCUGGAAGGUGAUAGACAUGGAGUGGCGGGUGCUGCUGCAGCUCAACUUCGUUCUUGCCACGCCCACCACCAAGAGCUUUCUCAGGCGGUUCAUACGGGCAGCACAAGUGACGCUCCAGGCCCCAUCACUGCAGCUGGAGUUUCUGGGAAACUUCCUGGCGGAGCUGACGCUGCUGGACUGCGCGUGUGUGGCCUUCCUGCCCUCGCAAGUGGCUGCCGCAGCUGUCUUCCUCGCCAAGCUCACGCUCUUCCCCUCGCUCCCACCCUGGACGCCAACCCUGCAGCACUACACGGGGUACAGCGUGUGCGAGUUGGAGCAGGCAGUGUGGGUGCUGCAUGCGCUGCACGUUGCCGUGCCGUCCACCACUCUGCCGGCCAUCGGGGCCAAAUACAGCCAAGCCAAGUCUCCCCUGCUGUCCUCACAGCUGCUUUCUCACCACCUGCUGCCACCACCUGACUCCUCCUCCCACCUCCCUUCCUCACACCCUCCUCCUCGCACCCCCCUCCUCACACCCUCCUCCUCCCACCUCCCUUCCUCGCACCCUUCUCCUCGCACCUCCCUUCCUCGCACCCUCCUCCUUGCACCCCCCUCCUCACACCCUCCUCACACCCUCCUCCUCGCAUCCCCCUCAUUGACUGCUGCCAUCGUCUGCUACCUACCACCUGACUCCUCCCACACCUGUCUCCAUCUCCUCACCUCCUACUGCCCUUUCCGGUCGCUCUCCCUGCUGCCUCCGGCUGCUUCCCUGCCGAGCAACAGGUGGAAGGUGAUGGGGUAA
Messenger RNA from Closterium sp. Yama58-4, 1296 nucleotides. NCBI's taxonomy places the organism in Eukaryota, Viridiplantae, Streptophyta, Zygnematophyceae, Desmidiales, Closteriaceae. The record is from the annotation of a GenBank genome assembly.